AGUUGGGUCUUGUAAAACCGUCUUAUCCUAAAAUUCCUAAAGAGGAGAGUAAAAAAUUCCAAGAGGUGCUUGGUGAUAAAAAAUGCGUGAGAUUGUUCAUAUCCAAGCCGGUCAAUGUGGCAAUCAAAUUGGAGCCAAGUUUUGGGAGGUGAUUUCGGACGAGCAUGGCAUCGAUCCCACGGGCUCCUAUCACGGUGACUCGGAUCUUCAGUUGGAGCGGAUUAACGUGUACUACAAUGAAGCCUCCGGACCGAAAUAUGUGCCGCGCGCGAUUCUGGUGGACCUCGAGCCCGGUACGAUGGAUUCUGUCCGUUCAGGAUCGUUUGGACAGAUAUUCCGACCGGACAACUUCGUGUUCGGACAAUCGGGGGCUGGCAAUAACUGGGCCAAGGGUCAUUACACCGAAGGCGCCGAGUUGGUCGACUCGGUGCUCGACGUGGUGAGGAAAGAGGCGGAAGGCUGCGAUUGUCUUCAGGGUUUUCAGCUCACACAUUCGCUGGGAGGCGGCACCGGUUCCGGAAUGGGCACUCUGCUCAUCACAAAGAUCCGAGAGGAGUACCCCGACAGGAUCAUGAGCACUUUCUCUGUAGUACCUUCUCCCAAGGUGUCCGACACCGUAGUGGAGCCCUACAACGCCACUUUGUCGGUUCACCAGCUGGUGGAGAACACAGAUCAAGCUUAUUGCAUCGAUAACGAAGCUCUUUACGAUAUUUGCUUCCGCACGCUGAAACUGACUACCCCCACGUACAGUGAUCUAAAUCACUUGGUCUCCGCUACCAUGUCCGGCGUGACAACCUGUCUAAGAUUUCCCGGUCAACUGAACGCCGAUCUGAGGAAACUGGCGGUGAACAUGGUGCCUUUCCCUCGUCUGCACUUCUUCAUGCCCGGUUUCGCGCCGCUCACGUCCCGAGGAAGCCAACAGUAUCGUGCGCUCUCCGUACCGGAGCUCACUCAGCAAAUGUUCGACGCGAAGAACAUGAUGGCGGCCUGCGAUCCUCGUCAUGGUCGUUAUCUGACCGUGGCGGCUGUCUUCCGCGGCAGGAUGUCGAUGAAGGAGGUGGACGAGCAGAUGCUCAAUAUCCAGAACAAGAAUAGCUCGUACUUCGUCGAAUGGAUCCCGAAUAACGUGAAGACCGCCGUCUGCGAUAUUCCACCGCGCGGCCUCAAGAUGUCCGCCACCUUCAUCGGCAAUUCGACAGCCAUCCAGGAAUUGUUCAAGAGAAUCUCAGAACAGUUCACCGCAAUGUUCAGGAGGAAGGCCUUUCUGCACUGGUACACCGGCGAGGGUAUGGACGAGUUGGAGUUCAACGAGGCCGAAUCGAACAUGAACGACCUGGUGUCGGAGUAUCAACAGUAUCAGGACGCGACGGUGGAGGACGAGGAGCUGAUGGACGAAGAGGAAAUGGAGAAAUAGAAGGGGGAGGAACGAAGAAGCGCGCUUACGUUUACAAAUUACUUUUUUUCGAUCGCGUACGUUUUAUUUCGAAGAUUUGUUUAUUUGUUUUCUUUUUAGUCAUCCUUUACAACAUUUUAUAUGUCGGUAGUACGAAUAUACUCUUUUCCUUUUUUUACGAGGAGUCCUGAUUAUUCGUAGUAUUUGUAAUAUUU
Molecule: messenger RNA, 1608 nt
Organism: Harpegnathos saltator (Jerdon's jumping ant)
Lineage: Eukaryota; Metazoa; Arthropoda; Insecta; Hymenoptera; Formicidae
Product: tubulin beta chain
Exons: 3
Coding region: 83-1414 (443 amino acids)
Biological process (GO): microtubule-based process
Cellular component (GO): microtubule
Molecular function (GO): GTP binding; GTPase activity; structural constituent of cytoskeleton
Source: RefSeq, a predicted model, not a curated record